This is a messenger RNA of Dacryopinax primogenitus, 992 nucleotides long. RefSeq lists its product as uncharacterized. Gene Ontology annotation, cellular component: nucleus. Gene Ontology annotation, biological process: rRNA base methylation. Gene Ontology annotation, molecular function: 23S rRNA (adenine(1618)-N(6))-methyltransferase activity. NCBI's taxonomy places the organism in Eukaryota, Fungi, Basidiomycota, Dacrymycetes, Dacrymycetales, Dacrymycetaceae. The transcript is spliced from 11 exons. The record is from RefSeq and is a predicted model, not a curated record. The annotation marks the transcript as partial.
CUUCUACCUUGCUUGCUCUACACAAACUGGCUGACAGGCUAAAGGGAAAAUAUGGGCCACAACAACAGAAUUUUAUCCAGCUGGCCGAGGCUUAUCCUCCCCUAGAGAAAUACGUCUUCUUUCGACAAGGACAGCCUGCGCUAGACUUCCGGGAUCCGAGCGUCCAGAGGCGACUGUCAGAAGCCAUCCUCCAUCGGGACUUUAACUUGAAGCUCGUGCUCCCCGACAACAGGCUCUGUCCAGCAGUACCGAACAGAUGGGACUAUGUUGCUUGGAUACAGGACAUUCUUGCGAAUUCGUAUGGUGUCGACCUUGGCCGAGUGCGCGGGGUGGACAUAGGAGUAGGCGCGUCCGCGAUUUACCCGUUACUGGCUUGUCGCAUGCACGACGGGUGGUCCAUGAUCGGUUCCGACAUUGACGACAUCUCGCUACACUGGGCGAGGGAAAAUGUCAAGCUCAACUCCCUGCAAGACAGGAUCGAGAUCCUACCCGUAAGAGCGGACAAGCCCAUCCUGCAGCCCCUUCUGGCCUAUCCCGAAUCGCAGUAUUCCCCCCGUCCGCUCUGCCCCACAAGCACUCACCGCCCACCCAGGUUCGACUUCCUGAUGUGUAACCCGCCGUUCUAUUCCAGUGCAGAGGAAGUCGCCGAUCUAGCCGGGAUGAAAGAGCUUGACCCGAGUGGCGUCUGCACAGGUUCGGACAACGAGAUGAUCACCCCUGGUGGGGAGGUCGGGUUUGUAGGCCGGAUGGUGAGGGAAAGCACCCGGGUUGGCAGAAGAUGCCGGUGGUACACCUCUUUGCUCGGGAAACUAUCCAGUGUGAAGGAGGUGAUAGAGCUUAUCCGCUCUCCAGAGGUCAAUAUCGACAACUACGCAAUAGGCGAGAUCACCCAAGGGAGAACUAGAAGAUUGGCCAUCGCUUGGUCCUUCGGAGAUGCAAGACUGCCGGAUGCAGUAGGACGGCCCACAGCAGCAGCCCUGAAGAGUUUUGUA